This is a messenger RNA of Vitis vinifera (wine grape), 2210 nucleotides long. Its product is annotated as protein root UVB sensitive 4. The record is from RefSeq and is a predicted model, not a curated record. Bases 95 to 1639 code for a protein of 514 amino acids. The transcript has 11 exons. Lineage: Eukaryota; Viridiplantae; Streptophyta; Magnoliopsida; Vitales; Vitaceae.
GUCCUCUGGCUCUGUUGUCUUAAACCCUAAACCCGUAACACAAACAGAGCUCCCAUUGACUAAAACCCAUAUCCAAAAAUCGUCUAUAAUUCUCAUGCAAUCCACCUUAUACAUCCCUUCAGACUCUUACUGCUUUUCAUGUCCCCGGCAGGCACCUUUCAAACUCCGACGCCCACAAUUCCUCACCAAGACCCUAGGUUCCUCAAAUUCUCUGAAAACUUCCUGCGAGCAUGAAUUUGAAGGCGUGGACGGACCUAUCAGCACGGCACGCCUCCCGGUCGUGAUUCGGCGGUGGGGUCGAGUUUCUCAGUACUUAUGGAACGGAAGUGAAAGUCGCCUACAGUUAGUUCGUGUAGACGGAGGGGCUUCAUCAUUGUGUUUGAAUUUUGAUGAUGGGUUGAAUAAUUUGUUUGCAUUGUGUAGCUCUGCUGUUAGGGACUUUUUUAUUCCUCAGAAAGUGAGUGGGAAUUAUAUGGAUUAUGUGAAGUGGAAGUUUCUGCAUCGGGUUUUCAGUUCCGCGCUCCAGGUUCUUGCUACUCAGGCAAUGUUUCGGGCAAUCGGAAUUGGAUACUCUAGAUCCCUCCCGUCAGCUGCUGCCCUGAACUGGGUCUUGAAGGAUGGGCUUGGACGGUUAUGUAGGUGCAUCUACACAGCAAGUCUUGCAUCUGCUUUUGAUACCAAUUUGAAGAGAGUUAGGUUCUCAACAUCUGUCCUGUUCAGUUUGAGCAUUGGAGUUGAGUUGUUGACUCCUGCAUUUCCUAAUUAUUUCUUGCUCCUUGCAACAAUUGCUAACAUAGCAAAACAAGUAACCGUCGCAUGCUACCUAGCAACUGGUUCUGCUGUUCAUCGAAGUUUUGCGAUUGCAGAUAAUCUUGGUGAAGUUUCUGCAAAGGCACAGAUUCAAAUGGUGUGCUUUGAUAACCUUGGUCUCAUGCUUGCUGCAGUUUUGAAUAUACUGUGCAAGAAUAACCAAAGAUUGUUAGCAGGUUUACCUUUUGUUGUAUACCCAAUUUUUUCAGCAAUUGACCUUUUUGGGAUUUAUCAAGGACUCAAACAUGUCCACUUGCAAACAUUAACUAAGGAUAGGCUAGAGAUUAUCUUAAAUAUGUGGAUUCAGUUGGGAUAUGUCCCUUCACCUGCAGAAGUGAGUAAAGAGGAGGGCAUCAGUUUUCCUUGGAGUAAAGGAAGAGAACUGUGGCCUAUCAGAAUUGGUUGCUUGGAUCCCAAGGGUCGAUUACCAAAGUUAUCAAUGUUGAUGAUGCAGUCAUUAAGUAGUGAGGAUUUCUACUUCAUAUGCAUGGAAGCCUGUAGGAGAUUGACAAGGCCUGAGCAGCAAGGUAUUCUCCUUUGUUUACGGGAAGGAGCAAGCACUACAGAUGUCAUCAGUGGUUUGUUGCAGGCAUGCUAUGUCCGCAAAAAGCUCCUGUUAAACAGGACCAGGUGGAAGAACAUUGUAGAAGAUUGUGACACCUCAGACACAUUUGUUCGAGAGUGGUUUAAAGUGGUUGAAGAUAGCAAGCAAUCUGCCCAAAGAGAUUUGAAUCUGCUUAAUGAAGAGAUGCUACGUUUAGGGUGGACUGUUAAAAACAUUUUACUGAGCGCAGAGGAGCAAGUCAAAUAUAGAUUUGUAGAUGACUGAAGAUGUUCAUAGGCUUUUAAAGUUUGGGAAACGAGAGACGUUUCCAGUUGAUAUGCGGUUGCCAGUUACCUUGCAAUUGCCCAUUUUUCCAAGUAAAAUACAUUUUGGUGAGCCCCUUUACAAAUUUGAUUAUGUUGCUCAACCUCACUUUUCCAUUUUAAAUUUGGAAAGAGUUAUCAUAAUCCUUGCACAGAUCUCUCACAAUUUUGGUUAUCUGUUCAUUGCAGUCCAUUUCUAAAUGAAUAACGCCUGUUUUUCAAUUACCUUGUGGAGAUGCAGUAGAGGGAUCUUUAGUUCUAUGGGAACUUGGAUCACCAAAUUCCAAAGCAAAAACUGCACCUGAAAAUUCAUUCUCCCUGUUUGGAAAUAAAUUUGAUGGAUCUUCUUUUAAACUCUGUGCUAAUUGCAUGUGUUAAAUAUGAUACUAACUAUAUGUCAAUUGAAUUCCUUCUAAACGGACACGUCGGUCUGUCGUAUAAUUGUGUCCUUGAUCCAGCAUAAGGAAUCAAUAGGGCAUGGCCACUGGGGCUCACUGAGCCCACUUUGAUAUAUAGAGACAUCCUACAACUGA